Charadrius vociferus (killdeer) is the source of this 3119-nucleotide messenger RNA. RefSeq lists its product as uncharacterized. NCBI's taxonomy places the organism in Eukaryota, Metazoa, Chordata, Aves, Charadriiformes, Charadriidae. The record is from RefSeq and is a predicted model, not a curated record. Gene Ontology annotation, molecular function: tRNA (cytidine-N3)-methyltransferase activity.
AUGGCCAAGACGUACCCACCCAGGAAUGCGGUGUGCAGGAAGGAUGUGCCAAAGGCAGACAAAGCAACGCAGACCCCCUGCUCCUUCAAGAUGCUACGGAAGGGAUGGCAGCCACGGGGCAAGGAGAAGAAGAAGAAGAAAAAUAAGUACAUGAGUGAUGGCCGGGAUCAGCCACAGCAGCGUGGCUCAAGGGCCAGCAGUGCCACGGAGAGCUGCUCCCAAGCAUUGCAGCACAGAGCCACCAGCCCCCUCGAGGUGGCUGUUGCACCCCAGAACAGGAAGAGUGUGUCCAGCCUGUGCAUGAACAUGCACAACGAGGAGGGAAAAGAGCAGGAUGAGGCUGUGCUGGAGAUGGAAGGGAAGCCUGUCGAUGUCAGUGAGGUGAAGUCUCCCCUUCCCCCAGUGGAAAUCCACUUACCAGACCAGGAUCACCAGGAGGCACUGGAGGACGUGGCUGUGGAUGGGGACACAGUCGACACCCAGGACCCAGACUCCAAUGUGAGCACCAUGGAGGUCCCCUUAACCAGCGAGGAGCUGCAGGAAGCCCUGGGAAACACUGAAGAAGGGACAGCCUCUGCGGAUCAUCUGGGCUCUGCCCUGGCCACGGUGGAGACCUGCUUGACCCCGGAGCCACAGGAGGUGCUGAGUCUUGCUGCUGUGGAUGGUGUCCCUCUGGCUGCGCUCUCCCUGUCAUUGCCAAGGCCUGAAGUGUCCCUGGAGAGCCAGUCCCUGCUGCUGGCGAGAUGCCCUGCUCCACUCAGAUAUUGCCCAGGCCCUACUGUAGAGUACAAAGGCGACAACCAGGAUCUCAACUCCAUCCUGGGCUCGAUGGCCAGUGAGGUCCAUCUGACCAGCACGGAGAAGCUGGAAGCCUUAGGAGACAUGGAAGGUAAAGCUGACAGGACGGUGAAUCUGAGUGAAUCCAUGAAGGUGGGGAGGAUGGUCCAGCAACCAUCCCUUUGGGAAGGGGACGAAGCUGAUGUCAGCAGUGAGGGCUCCAUCCUGGCCACCCCACGGAUCCAUUCAAACCCAGAGGAGAUGAAAGAGGCAAAAGUGAAUGCCCGUGGGAAAAAUGACUCAGGCAGCUUUGAUUCUGUCCAUGCCAGAGGAAUCCUCUUCUUCAAAGUCUUCCUGAAGCUGGUGGAGUUGGCGGCUCUGCCCCAGACAACUCUGUUUCAGAUUAUCAGUUACUACCAGCAGAAGCUCAGGGACCGCGCUGGCAAAAGUGUCUGGCCGGAUGAUGACUUCCUCAAGUGUCACAAAAAGAAGCCCCACAAAAUUCGGGAAGAGCCAGUUUACCCUAUGCCUUCCUCUGUAAGCGCUGCCCGUGUCUCAGCCAUGAACAAAAGGGAGGCAGCAGCUUAUGUGGAGAACAGAAAAGGCAGCCCUUACGCCCAGGUACCCAUCUUCCCGCUGGUUUCUAAACAAGACGCGAUGACACUGGCGAAGCCAAAAACGGGCUUGCAGAAGGUGGCGAGGCAGAGGAAUGAGCCAACCGCUUGGCUUAGGAGCCACAUCUCUCAUGAGAGAAACCGGGUGCAGGAGACGGCGCGGGCAGCCAAGCAGCCCAGGUACAGCCCAGCCCUCUGCCAGCGCCACAGCCUGCUGAAGCUGUGGCAGAAGAUGGGCCUGCAGACGGGCAGCGAGCACUUCCACCACACCUUCUCCACCUACUCCUGGUCGUGGAACGCCUGCCGGGAGCUGGUGACGGUGGCCGACCUCCACCGACCGGACCGCCCGCUUCUUCAUCUUAUUUUUUACAACAGGGAUAAUGUGGAAUGGUCAGAAGAGCAGGAAGCCAGUGCCAGGAGUAAAGUUCAAGAGAACAGCUCACAGCUAUUGCCACAAGAUAAACAAGAGGAAUAUGAGGUGAAUGCUAAGAGGUACUGGGAUGACUUUUAUAAAAUCCAUGAAAAUGGCUUCUUCAAGGACAGACACUGGCUGUUUACUGAAUUUCCUGAGCUGGCGCCUAACAGGAACCCAAGUCAAAAUGGGGAUUCUGUGCAUGAAUUUAGUGACAAAGAAGUAAAAGAAGAGCGGGGUAGCUGUGAAAAUGGACAUUGUUCCCUGGAAACCAGGGCAGAGAAUCAGAUAAAUGUGAUAAAAAGCACGCCUAAGAUCUGCACAGAGGAGUUGGCUACACAGAAGUAUAGUGAGCUGAAUCAAAGGGAUGGAGAUUACCCAGGAUCGUCUGCAUCUUACCGUAUAUUGGAGGUUGGCUGUGGUGCUGGAAAUACAGUCUUCCCGAUUUUACAAACCAACAAUGACCCAGGCCUUUUUGUUUAUUGCUGUGAUUUUUCUACAGCAGCUGUGGAUCUUGUCCAGAACAAUGCAGAAUAUGAUUCUUCUCGCUGCUUUGCGUUUGUCCAUGACCUGUGCAACGACCAAAGUCCUUUCCCAAUGCCAGACGAGAGUCUUGACGUUGUUAUUCUUAUCUUUGUCCUCUCAGCGAUUCUCCCAGAGAAGAUGCAAUGCAUCGUUAACAGGCUGAGUCGCCUUCUGAAACCAGGAGGAAUGAUUUUGUUACGAGAUUAUGGCCGUUACGAUCUGGCCCAGCUUCGGUUUAAGAAAGGUCAAUGUCUGUCUGACAACUUCUAUGUGAGAGGUGAUGGCACCAGAGUCUACUUCUUCACACAAGAUGAAUUAAAUGAUCUCUUCACAACAGCUGGACUGGAGAAAAUCCAGAAUCUGGUUGAUCGGCGAUUGCAGGUGAACCGUGGGAAACAAAUGACAAUGUAUCGAGUAUGGAUCCAGUGCAAAUACCGCAAGCCUGCUGUCCCUCAACUGUGAGGAAAAGGGCCAUGCUUUUCAGAUUGGAGCCUCUUCAUGGCCAUGUGCAGUGUGGCCUCCUGGUGAGAUGCGGUUUUACAGAGUUCAGCGCACACAGGACCUCAGUGCCUUUUACAGCGCCUAGCAUCACUUCAAGUGAGUUUUGCUAAGGACGAAUGCUCUAAGAGGAGACCAAGCGGUAUUUUUUGAUGUCUUGCUACUGGACUGAGUUUUUUAAAUUAUUUAUGGUUUUAACAACUUAAGGGUUAAGCUGUCUUACAGCAGCUGAGCAAGUUGAGUAGCGAGUCAUUUACUCUGGAUUUCCACAUGAAACAGAAGAUCUUCGACCU